UUGCUAGAUCACAUAUUACGUGUUAGUGGUUUUGGCCUUUUUCGAUCAAUACAACAGUUGUCAUUAAGUACGGUGGGCGGACUUUGAGAAAGAGGAAUGCAGUCGGUCAGGAUUUUCUUGCAAAAUGGAAGAGGGGCGUGCAUAUCGUACUCCAGCCGCAUGUUUUCUUCCUCAUCACGGGCGGAUCAAAAAUCUUACAAACUCGUGGUGGUGGGCGGAGGAACUGGGGGUUGUAGUACUGCCGCACGAUUUUGUCAUCGCCUCGGAAAAGGGAAAGUAGCUGUGAUUGAACCAUCGGAGAAACAUUAUUACCAGCCCCUAUGGACCCUCGUAGGGGGCGGGCUUAAGACAUUUGAAGAGACAGUCAGGCCAACAUCACAAGUCCUUCCCAAAGAUUGUGAUUGGAUAAAAGCUAAGGUUGUGAACUUCGACCCUGACAACAACAAAGUUACAACCAGUGAUGGACAGGAGAUCAAGUAUGAGUUUAUGGUGGUUACCAUGGGAAUGCAGUUGAACUUUAACCUGAUUCCAGGAGCUCUGGAGGCCUUAAAGAAUGACCCCCAGGUCGUGUCUAACUAUGCCCCCUGGACCGUCCAGAAGACAUUUAAAGCCAUCAAGAACACUAAGAGUGGGAAUGCUAUUUUUACCUUCCCCAACACCCCCAUCAAAUGUGCCGGGGCCCCACAGAAAAUCAUGUACCUGGCUGAGGAACAAUUUAGAAAGAAUGGAGUGAGAGAUAAGGUGACAGUUCUGUACAACACAGCCCUGGGGGUCAUCUUUGGGGUCAAGAAGUAUGCGGCCAGUCUGCUGAAGGUGGUAGAGAAGAGAAAUAUCAAAGUUAACUACAGAAGGAACCUUAUUGAAGUCAAAUCUGACAAAAAGGAGGCUGUGUUUGAAGAUUUAGACUCUGGAAAGAAAGAGACUUUCACAUACAGCAUGUUACACCUGACCCCUCCAAUGAGUGCACCUGAUGAACUCAGACAGUGUAAGAAGUUGGUCAAUGAGGCAGGAUUCCUUGAGGUGAACAAUGAGACACUCCAGAGUACGAGGUACCCUAACAUCUUCAGUAUUGGCGAUUGCAAUAGUGCUCCCACAUCAAAAACUGCAGCAGCUGUUGCUUCCCAAGGUGGAGUUGUGUUUAAAAAUCUAACUGCUUUGAUGAAUGGAAGACCAAUGCAGAAGAAGUAUGAUGGCUAUACAUCCUGUCCACUGAUCACACGUAAGGGACGCUGCAUCCUGGCUGAGUUCGACUACAAUGGAAAUCCCCUGGAGACUUUCCCCAUUGACCAGGGCAAGGAGAGAUGGACCAUGUACCACCUGAAGGCUGAUGUCCUCCCCGUCAUGUACUGGAAUGGCAUGCUACCUGGUCGUUGGAAUGGGCCAGGCUUCUACAGGAAGGCAUUGAGAUUGGGUCUGAGUGAUGGAAGAACAAAGCAAGCAUAAGCAAAAUUUGGAUCCACACCUCACAAAUGUGCUAUCUUCGAAGCCAAGUUUUUUGAUCCACUCCCCUAGGAUUUCAACAUCCAAAGACUAGUCACUAUAAAAAUUUUUAAACCUGCCCUCUUCAUUUUAUUUGCAGUUUGAGAUAUUGUUGAAAGAAUUCUGUGUUAGAUGUAUUCAUUUUAACUAUUUGGAGUACAUUGUUAGUUUACUCUCUUUGCAUGUGGGAGUGGGACACACAUGAUUUAUAUGUGAAUAAAUGAAAAGUGUGGGGCACACUUUUUUUCUUCAUCUGUCAGGUAAAGUUGACUUUUCUUGCACAGUAUUUUUAAUGUCAUAUGUUUAUAGCAUGGUUAGUGAAUUUCUGUUCUACUUUUGAUGCAAUAUUGCUGUAUUUUACUGGUUGUUUUUUGAGGGAAAAAUAUAGAUCUUUCUUGCUUUGUACAAAGCAUUCAUUGAUGUACGUACACAUAACUGUGUACAUUUUGAAGAUUUUCAUUUUUCUUAACAACUCUGGAGAAGUAUUUUAAGGGGGAUUUGUUUUUUAAAUUUUUUUUAUACUAUACUAGUAUUAGAAAAGAGUUAAUUAUAUGUAUCUAUAUGUCCAUGAUGUAGGUAUGUUUUAAUUCUUUAAAGUGCUAAUGUAUUAUACUUGAAUAUUGUUUUCUGCUUCAGAUGAUUUACUUUAUGCAGCAUUAAAAAAAAAAUAAGCAAUUUAUUAAAGCAUUUGCUUGAAAAAGACUGAAUUAAAAUCAUAACUGAUUUUGACAGUAUUAACACCCCUCCCCCCCCCCCCCUAAAAAAACAAUACAAAUAAAUGUCUAGACUAUGUACAAUCAAGAUCAAGAGUUUAUCUAGUGGUACACAUGAUGAGUGCAUAUUUUUGGGGGCAGUAUUAAAGUUUGAUCAAAGAACGAAUUUAAUGUGGCCUUAAAUAUGGCAGAAAUAUAUCACGAAUAAGAUUGCUCAAUGUUAUAGUGUGCAAAAAAUUCAGUUUGUUUUAGAAGGGCAUACCUUAUGUACAAAUAAAACCAAAGAUUUUGAAGUUUUUGGUGUGAUAGGGCUUUGUUAACAACCACUUUUAACAACCACUUUUAUAGUUCCUGCAGUGUUUGGAUGAGAAUUUAUCAGGGAAAAAUGUUGAUUUACUAGAAUGAUUUAAAAGUACCUAUUAAUCCAUUUUGUUACAUCUGUUUGUUAAAGCAAGAAAACUUUGUUCAGAUUUCUUUUAAAAUGUUUGCAAAAUUCAUUGAAAAUGUUACUCUUUCAAAUAUUAUUCAAUAUAUAUUAGCAGUUUGAUAUAUAGUGUACAUGUUCAGUAAAUGUGCAUAUAGCAAAGUGUCAGGAAUGAACAAUUUUAAUUCAUAAUAAAUUUAAUUUGUUUUAUCCCAUAAGUUACAUGUAUUGAUAUGUUUUAAAACUACAGAGAAAAAAAAUCACUUCACUGUAAGCAUGAAUUUGUUAUUAUAAGCAUGUUUGCUAUAUCCAUGUUUUACUGUAUAAUAUAGGUAGAGGUACAUUGUAGCUAAUAGAAUGAUGCAUGAUCUCAAAUAGAGGCCCACGUUUUUGAUGAUUGAGUCCCAAAAUUCAACUUGUUUUAGGAUGAAUUUAGAAUAUUGUUUGCUGUCACUGUGAGCAUAUAAUUUUGGGAAUCAGUUUUUCAUGGUAUAUAAGUAUGUAUAUAUAUUUGAGAUCUUGUUAGUGAAAAAAGAAUGCUUUAAUUACACAGGAAGGAAGAAUAUGUAGGAAAUGGGAGCAUAUUAUAUUUUUAAAAUUUUUGAUGUUUUUUAAAGAAGUAGGUAAUUUUGAUAUAAAAAUUUCAAGUUGGUCUAUUCAAUUUUUUUUUCUUCUAAUUUUUAAGAUGGUAAUAUACAUGUUCUGCAUGUAGAUUUGUUUGUGCUUUUUUUGCAUGUUUUGUGAUUUUGAUUCUCUCCAUAAUUUGUUCAAUUUUAAAAUCAAGAGAAAUAUGGCAUUCCAAUUAUGAAGUGAAUCAUUUUUAAAGAAAAAAGCAUUUGCUCUGUUCAUGUGUUUAGAAUUAUGUAUUGUCUUUGACAUUUUUCUGUGUUUAAAUCAAGGAUUUUAAAAUUCAUUUUUUUUUAAAUGUUUUACUUGGAUAAAAAAUUAUCUUUGGGUGAGAUGUAUAUACUAGGUAGACUGCAACCAUGAUGAAUAGAUGCUGUAUUUUAAUGUACAUGUAUUUUUCUUUGUGUCUUGAAGAAAUAAACUGUACAUGUAUUUGAAGUUGUAAAAUUUUAAUAGUAUACUUUGAUCACUUAAUUUUUGCAACACCUUAUUUUUAGUAAUUUGGCAUUUAUAAAGCUGACAAAAUUUUGUCAGAUGUUCUCAUUGUUGCAUUAAUUCUAAUAUAAAAAAAUUAACACUAGAAUAAAAUUUUCAUGGGCAGAAAGUCUUGCGUAAUAAUGCAAAAAUAAAGUUCUUGCAAAUAAAAGGUGAUUAUCAAAAUGUCUGCAGGGGAUAUCUGCAUGGUGCAUUUAGUGUGCUAUUUUAUGAUUUCUAUGUGAUUUUUUUUUCCAAAUCAAGUGCCAUAUAAUGAAAGGGUUAUUUUUUAUGAUUAUAAUGAUUAUAUCGCAAAUUUUAUUUGUGCUUUUUAUAAUGUGAAUAUAUAGGUGUAUUUCAGUGUUGACCAUUUUAUAUGUAUUAACAUUUAUUAUAGUUCCUGUUUAAAUGUAAUGUAAAUUGACACGGGAAAUUCACCUUGGAUAAAUAAAUGCACCGGUAGAUAAUGAACUAUUCUAGAAGUUUGAUUUCCAUCCAUUCUUUAUUAUAUGUAAGAACACGUGGAAAUUCAACUUUUUAACACUGUGUAAAUUUCUUUUCUGCCUUUUGUUUGUACAUUGUCAUGUUUCACUGAAUGGAACAGUAUAUUCUAUAUCAUUAUUAUAAUAGUGAACAUGUAUCUAAUGAAAAUAAAAUGCACUGGUGCAAAAAAUUUCA
Saccostrea echinata is the source of this 4395-nucleotide messenger RNA. Its product is annotated as sulfide:quinone oxidoreductase, mitochondrial-like. Gene Ontology annotation, cellular component: mitochondrion. The record is from RefSeq and is a predicted model, not a curated record. Gene Ontology annotation, molecular function: sulfide:quinone oxidoreductase activity; FAD binding. Lineage: Eukaryota; Metazoa; Mollusca; Bivalvia; Ostreida; Ostreidae. The transcript has 10 exons. The coding region runs from base 97 to 1443 and encodes 448 amino acids.